Molecule: messenger RNA, 452 nt
Organism: Colletotrichum phormii
Lineage: Eukaryota; Fungi; Ascomycota; Sordariomycetes; Glomerellales; Glomerellaceae
Exons: 1
Coding region: 31-384 (117 amino acids)
Source: RefSeq, a predicted model, not a curated record
CCGUAUUCAGAGACAAAGGAGCCCCAAAAAAUGAUAGCUGUGACUCGAAAUUCUGCAGAAAGUAGAUUUCUCUUUCAUUCGAAAGAUACUGUAAUCUUUCGUGCUAUGGAACUAGGUCUCUUCGAUCAAGGUGGGAUCAGACAGGCUCGACUGGAAUGGAGAACCGCAAGGUCGGCGAAUGGGAAAAUACUAUGGACUGUCAGAAACAGCACGAAGAUAAUGACGACACUUUGUGGACAGAGCCGCGAAGAUUCGGUCUGUCUAUUAUUAUGGCAAGGCAUGGAAAGCCCAUCCAUUCGCGAUCGACAAAAGAAAUGCUUGAACACGCCACAUCAAUCUUGGUCAAAAGCUCCUUCACCAACGGUCUCUUCCCUGGAAAGCUGAGUGAGCUUCAAGAACCAGCUGCGUAUUACCAAGAGAGUCACAGGGAUAAUGUCAGAGCCCUCCCGGAU